Messenger RNA from Heterostelium album PN500, 315 nucleotides. RefSeq lists its product as uncharacterized. NCBI's taxonomy places the organism in Eukaryota, Evosea, Eumycetozoa, Acytosteliales, Acytosteliaceae. The transcript is spliced from 2 exons. The record is from RefSeq and is a predicted model, not a curated record. The coding region runs from base 1 to 315 and encodes 104 amino acids.
AUGAAAUUCUUAAAUCUAUUCAGUAAUUCUAAAAAGAAGGAAAUUCUUAAAGAUGAAUCGUGUGUAUCCGAAACAUCACCUUCAACCUCGCCAAAAAAUAUAACUAAUACACUGGACAGUAGCCAUUUCGAUACGAUGUGUAGAGAUUACUUCCCAAAAGCAACCAUUUCCAAGUCCUCGGGAUAUAAAUUAAGAAAAGCUGCAUCCUAUUCCAUAGACGAUGAAGAUGACGAAGAGAGAGUAUGCACUUUUGGCAUGGGAAGUGUUCUAGUUGGUUGUUUCGAUAGCUAUGCAAACCACAAUGUAUCACGAUAA